AUGACUAAACUAAAGGAAAAGUUAAAAAUUUUAAGAAAAAAUGUGUUUUGUAAAGCGCCAAAAUUGUUGAUCUUGACCCAGAUAUGCAAUACACAUCAAAACCUUUCUUCUUCACCUCCAUCGCUACAUCACUCUACAACAACUUCAACAUCUCUAAAAAUUAGAAGGGUUGUAGAUCAAGAUGUUGAAUCGAAGGCUGUCGUAAACGCUGGGGCAAGCACGGAAUUGAUGGCACUACGAACGAUUUCAAUAGAAAUAAAACAGAUGAGAGAAAAAGUUGAUACAAAAAUUGAACAACAAUCAACAAAAAUUGAACAUCAAUCAGCAGAAAUAAAACAGAGGAGAGAACAAAUUGACGCAAAAAUCAAACAACAGUCGGUCGCGAUUGAUGCUAAAAUAAUACAACAGUUGAGAGAACUCAAAAAACAAUUCGAAGUCAAAGCUGAACAGCAAUCGACCGUAAUCAAAGCAAAAAUAGAAAAUCAGAUGACGAGAAUGGAAGACAUCUCGUCUAAAAUUGAACAAAAUCGAUCAAAAGGUUAUCGGGCUCGAGCAGAAGUUAUCCUGCGAAAUGGAUAA
Helobdella robusta is the source of this 579-nucleotide messenger RNA. RefSeq lists its product as hypothetical. The coding region runs from base 1 to 579 and encodes 192 amino acids. The transcript has 3 exons. NCBI's taxonomy places the organism in Eukaryota, Metazoa, Annelida, Clitellata, Rhynchobdellida, Glossiphoniidae. The record is from RefSeq and is a predicted model, not a curated record.